Acromyrmex echinatior (Panamanian leafcutter ant) is the source of this 1867-nucleotide messenger RNA. RefSeq names its product galactoside 2-alpha-L-fucosyltransferase SEC1. Gene Ontology annotation, cellular component: membrane. Lineage: Eukaryota; Metazoa; Arthropoda; Insecta; Hymenoptera; Formicidae. Gene Ontology annotation, biological process: carbohydrate metabolic process. Gene Ontology annotation, molecular function: galactoside 2-alpha-L-fucosyltransferase activity. The record is from RefSeq and is a predicted model, not a curated record.
UCCAUUUUAAUUCAUUCUCGUUUGUUGGGGGUGGUAUGUCAGUCGGUGACUUUCCUCUAUUUAUGUGCCGUUAUAUGCUUUCAACUCCAUGAUGUUUUCGCGAUACUUCGUGGGAGCGCGAGAGGCGCAAAUUACUGACGGGCGACGACGGCAGAUGGCGGUCUCGGAAAGGCGCCAACAGAAAAUUAAAAAUCUAUACGUAUCACGGCGCCGGUUGUGGCGGCUGUGUGGGGUAGAUGACGUCACGCUCGCCACCCCCGGGAGAAAUCAUCCCCGACGAAAGGAUGGCACUGACGGCAGCUUGCCCCCGUUCGAGCUGGACAGCGCCAGACGGUGCAUGAAACUAUUCCGGGUGUCGCUACGUCGUAGAGGAAGCGAGGAGGAGCGCGCGAGGCGAUUGACGUGAAGUGAGCGUCGCCGCCCUGAAGGUUGCCGCGGAGCGUGGACGGCGACAGCGAAGGUGACGGUGACGACUGAUUUACGACGGCCGGGGGUGCAACAAGCGUUCGUGCCGGGCAAACAUGAGCGAACCGAACCCGCGGCUGAUUGCGAGGCUCGACCUGUGCGUCGCGAAUCGCGCCGAGUUCGCUGGAACAGAUGUACGUCGGAAAGCAAAGGACAUGGCACACCUGUAGAUACGAAAUGCCGGACUAGCACGAGAAGCGAGCGACCGACCAGUAGAGGCAGAGCAAGCGAGAAGCAGAGCAAAGUAGUGACAAGAGGGUAGAAAGCAAAUACAUAGAGUGAGGGAGAAAAAGUGAACGAUAGAGAAAAAAAAACAGCAUCCCGUCGUUGAAAAUUUGCGUGGCGCAAAAUUAGCAGAGAGAAUGAGUCAUGCUCAGCAGCAUGUGCUUGCGAGCGCGAUAGUCCUCGCGGUGUUAGUGGUAUUCUGCAUCCACGUCUUCCUGUUUCCCAUGUACACGUCGACCCCGCCGGCACAUCACAUGAAGAUCUCCGCGUACGAGCAAGCACUCUGUCGUACGAAUCUGAAGAACAACAUCCGUAUACCGGCGUCAGAAUUGCGCAACAAUCCUUGUCCCAAAUAUGGCAUAGUCUCGGCAAUGCAAGGUGGUAGACUGGGUAACCAGAUCUGGGAGUACGUUUCUGUGUGGGCAACCGCCCGGAGAACCGGCCUAGAGCCAUUCAUGCCGCGUUGCAUUCUCAAGACCCUAGAAGAGCACUUUGAAAACCUCAGCAUCCCGCCACUCAGCUACAUCGGUAGAUGUACUCUAGAUGUUGGCCAGAUGGUUAAUUCGCUCAGUCAGUGGAAUAGUACGGAGCAAAAUAUCAUAAUACCUAGGCAUGCGGCUAACUGGUCUUUGAUACUGGUCUGGCUAGAUGACGUACGACGAGAAUUUACAUUUAAACCGAGUCUAAGGAUCUAUGCAGAGAAAGUAUUGAAACGCGUGGCGGAAAAAUUCAACUUGUCCUCGCCAACCUACGUCAGCGUACACGUACGCAGGACCGACUAUGUAGAUUACCUUUGGCAGAAGUUGAAAACGCGGCCGGCGCCGGUAAGUUACUACUUGUCGGCGAUGGAUUACUUCGCUGGCAAGUACAACAACGUAAUCUUCGUAAUAACGAGUGAUAAUAUCGCUUGGUGCAAGUAUAACUUGCGCAGCAAACGUCACCGAAUCAGCUUUGUAUCAGAAAAUGAUGGCAAAGGUCCGGGGAAAGAUCUGGCGGUCUUGUCCGCAUGCAAUCAUAGCAUAAUAGAUUACGGUACUUAUGGCUCCUUUGGAGCUAUUUUGGCCGCCGGCGAAACCGUAGUUUACAAUGUAACAACAUACUUUUCUACAUUGAUUGCUAACGUUCUACCAAAUUGGAGGAUAAUGAGUUGAACGAAAAAAAUCAAAUAAUCCGUAAA